Colossoma macropomum (tambaqui) is the source of this 2844-nucleotide messenger RNA. RefSeq names its product selenocysteine insertion sequence-binding protein 2-like. The record is from RefSeq and is a predicted model, not a curated record. The transcript has 17 exons. Gene Ontology annotation, molecular function: mRNA 3'-UTR binding; ribonucleoprotein complex binding; selenocysteine insertion sequence binding. NCBI's taxonomy places the organism in Eukaryota, Metazoa, Chordata, Actinopteri, Characiformes, Serrasalmidae. Gene Ontology annotation, cellular component: ribonucleoprotein complex. Gene Ontology annotation, biological process: selenocysteine incorporation. The coding region runs from base 228 to 2594 and encodes 788 amino acids.
CUUUGGCAGAUGAAGUUUGACCUGUUUAGGUCUGCCAUUGAUGUUAAAUAUCUGGGGUUGUCCGUUGGAAAUUCCAAGUAUGUUCUCAGCAAACCUGGAAAUAUGCAUGUCGGAAAGGAACCUGUUAAACUACAAGUUCUGAUCUUCAGACUUUUGGCUCCCCUGGACAAUAAAUAUUCAGGAAUCUGGAGUUGCUGAUUGAUCCAACACAGAGAAUAAUCCCAAAAAUGGAGGAAGGUUUAAGGAGACCAAUAUCCAGAGAUCACAUGAAUCAGUCCUCAUCUGAAAACUGGUUCAAGAGAAGACAGAAGUCAGCAGUAACAGACAAUUGGCAUGGCGGCGGACCAAAGGGACACAGUCUCAGUAGCGUCCAGCAGCCAAGAGGCAGCAACAGCCCACAAACUGACACGACCCGAAAAGAAUAUACACCUGAGAAUACAGGAAAGACAGUACAGCAUAGACCUGAGCCUUUUUCCCAUAACAGAAGAAUAAACAUGAGACCAGCAGACACAACCAAAAGAGGUUAUAGAGGGACUAGACCUUCUACAGCUCCAGAUGUGAGACACAAAUCAGGAGUAAUGAGCAGCAGCACGUUUGAAGUGAAGCUGUCUGAUUUUCCAGAACUGUGUGACGUUACAUCUAGCAACCCCAAAGCGGCCUUCAUUCAGGAACCUCGGACCUGCUGGGGUGCUGGCACCUCAGCAGCCCUUCAGGAUUCAAUAGGAGACCAAAAUAUCUGCCAGAACACGGAUACACCAGGAAAGAAAGGACCAAAACAAAAAUCGACUCAGCCAGUCACCUCAACAGAGAAAUGUGAUAAGACAUUGACUUCAUCACCAGGUCAGGAUUCUGGGCUUGAGUUACUCAACCCUUAUGGAUCACCAGCAACAUCCUGGGCUAAUAUUGCCUCUCAGCCUCCUAAAGUCAUCCAGAAAAGUCCUGCCGUACAUGAUGAAUCUACUCAGGUGGAAAAGUCUCAACAACAAGCAGAACAAACUGCUGAAAAAAAGAAAAGAAAGAAAAAGAAGAAAGCUAAAACAGCAUCUGAGGGCUUGGAGCAGCAGACAGAUGAUGUGCUAAUACAGCAGGAGCCUCCCAAGUUUGAAGAUGAAGAAGAGUUCCCAGACCUGACUUUCACUUUGGUUAGUCCACACAAAGGGCCAAGACAAACAUCAAACCCAGCAGUUCAGGAUAGCCCAGGCAUGUCUGAAAAAGAGGGGUCAUCUCUGCAGCCAGAGAGUGUAAAUAAGAGCAAAGCAACUCCUGAGAAGCUGGCCCCCACUGAUUCCAAGAAAGUACAGUCGGGGAGUCAGAAGAAGAGCAAAGCUCCUGUGCAGCUUGACCUGGGGAAUAUGCUGGCAGUUUUGAAGCAGAAGCAACAGUCUCAGAAGUCCAAACAAGAUGUUAAGCCUAUAACCCUUUCAGUUGGAGGAGCCUUACCAGUUGUUCACAAGGAACCAGUAGUUCACAAGAAGCAUCCAUGGCAGCAAGAGAGGAUAGCUCACAAUCCCUUGGACUCUACCUGUCCUCUGGUAAAAAAGGGAAAACAACGAGAGGUCCCUAAAGCCAAAAAGCCGACACCCCUCAAAAGAGUUAUUCUGAAAGAGAGAGAAGAAAGGAAACAGAACCGUCUGCUAGAGGAAAGAGACCCAGCUCGAAUGACCAGUGAAGAGGAUCAAAUAGAGGCACAUUCCAGCGAGAAUCCAGAAGAGGCCAGUGAAUCUAUAUGUAAAAAACUGACACAUGAUUUGGAUUUGACGGAAAGUGAGCACAGUGAGCAUGCUAUUGCAGAGGAGACUGAUCAAACAAGCUCGCAAGACAUGAGCACGGAUAUCACUGCAGAAGAAAAUGCACUUUCUAAAAGCUGGAAUCCAGAUUCCAACCCCAGUCGACCCAAAAUCCACAGCAGGAAAUUCAGAGAGUACUGCAGCCAGAUGCUGAGUAAAGAUGUAGACGAAUGUGUGACCACUCUACUGAAGGAACUGGUGAGGUUCCAGGAUCGGCUGUACCAGAAGGACCCUAUGAAGGCCAGGAUGAAGAGGCGGCUGGUCAUGGGCCUUAGGGAGGUUCUGAAACACUUAAAACUCAGGAAAGUCAAAUGUGUCAUCAUCUCUCCCAACUGUGAGCGUGUGCAGUCUAAAGGUGGUCUAGAUGAGGCUCUUCACACCAUCAUUGAUACUUGCCGGGAACAGGGUGUUCCCUUCGUAUUUGCUCUGUCAAGGAAGUCUUUGGGUCGUUGUGUGAACAAAGCUGUUCCUGUCAGCCUGGUGGGCAUCUUCAACUAUGACGGAGCACAGGACCAUUACCACAAAAUGAUUGAGCUCACAUCACAGGCCAGGAAAGCCUAUGAGGUGAUGAUUGCUAAUUUGGAGGUAACCUCACAGGAAGAGCAAGGAGAAGAGAACGAUACAGCACAGAACACAGAACCACCUGCAGAACUGCCUGCAGUAGAGGAGCCCGUAUACAUUAAAACUUGGAAGAAAAUGCUGGAAAAAGACUACAACCAUGAGUUCUUGGCUUUCGAGGAGCAGUUUUCAUCAGUUGCCAUCAGCACAGAUUCGGACGCACUGCCAGACGACCAUGACGGAAGUUGAUAUUCAUAGUUAUAUAACUGACUAGUAGCUUUUGUAUAGACUACAUUAUUACAUUAUGAAUUACUUCCUUUAUUGAGAUGAUUUAUCAUGUUUUUAUGGGAGUCAAUGUUUACAGAUUUGCACGUACAACCCUGUAUUAUGUGACUUUAACAUAUGAAAAUGUUAAUUCAAACUCUACUUAGUAGCAACACCACACCUCUCACUGCCGCAGGAAGGAUGUAAGGAAGCUAAUAAAGCACUUUCUCCCAGA